This is a messenger RNA of Psilocybe cubensis, 519 nucleotides long. RefSeq lists its product as uncharacterized. The transcript has 6 exons. Gene Ontology annotation, biological process: nucleotide metabolic process. The record is from RefSeq and is a predicted model, not a curated record. Lineage: Eukaryota; Fungi; Basidiomycota; Agaricomycetes; Agaricales; Agrocybaceae. Gene Ontology annotation, molecular function: catalytic activity. Bases 1 to 519 code for a protein of 172 amino acids.
AUGCAAUCAGCUAGACUGUCAUCCUAUCUUCCCAACUUGGAUCUGUUUGUAAUCUUCGCUCAUAUCUUGUCAAGCGGAACUUGUACAAUGGCCACGAAAUCUCUUGCCUCAUGCCUCUUCUGCAAAAUCAUUGAAGGAAAGAUCCCAAGCUUCAAGCUACUCGAGACCGAAACAUCGUUCGCGUUCUUAGACAUAGGCCCGCUCUCCAAGGGGCACGCCCUUGUAAUCCCGAAAUAUCACGCUGAGAAAAUGCAUGAGCUCCCAGACGAAUAUCUUCAAGAUGUCCUACCAAUUGCCAAGAAGAUCGCCCUCGCUCAAGGGGCCGCAGAUUACAACAUCCUUCAGAACAAUGGCCGACUCGCUCAUCAGGAGGUACCUCAUGUUCAUUUCCACGUUAUCCCAAAGCCGGACGAAGUUGAAGGACUGGGUAUUGGAUGGCCUGCUAAGUCUGUCCCCAAGCCGGAAUUAGAGAAGGUCUUCGCAGAACUUUCCGCCAAGUUGAAUGCCCCUCAAUCUUGA